Molecule: messenger RNA, 1525 nt
Organism: Hydractinia symbiolongicarpus
Lineage: Eukaryota; Metazoa; Cnidaria; Hydrozoa; Anthoathecata; Hydractiniidae
Exons: 4
Coding region: 281-1510 (409 amino acids)
Source: RefSeq, a predicted model, not a curated record
UAUACAAACUUGCCAGACUCGGUUUUCGUGGUAGGCGAACUCACAUCAUCUCUUCUUUUCUUUUUUUUUCAUGCGUUCUUUCAACUGCAAAUAUUGAAGACGCCAUUCCAAUCCACCGCUAAUAGUUUAAGCUAGCAGCAUUGCCCUUAUUCUUUUAAGAUUUUUUUAUUAAAUCUUCCAUUAAGAAUUUUUUAUUAAAUCUCCAUAAUGCAUGUAAAAACCAGGUCUAUAAGACUCUAUUCGAAUAUUUGAUUCGAAUAUAUUUUUGAUUUCAUUCAAAAUGGCGACUUAUUUGAAAUUCAUGUUAUUACUUGUGCCUGGUUUAGUUAAAAUGGCAAUAAAAGCAGAAGUAUUUUGCGAUGUCAACUCUUUACAUUCUAGCGAAACAAGAUAUGGAAAACUUGAUUUGAAAAUGUUUUAUCAAGUGAAAAACAACAACACAUUAAGAAUACAAUGUCAAUUUUACAACUCAACAAGCUUCACUCCUGUUUUGGGGGCUUUUGGUGAUAUUUUCAAAUUUCAGCUAUACAAUGGAACGUAUACAAGUUUUGGUAACAUAACAGUAAAAAAAAAUAUUACAUCGCUUUGUUUUACUUUAAAUCUGGUAGAGACGGACUUUGGCUCUGCAGAAGAAUCGUUUGUUUUUAUCCCGUCAAACUGGCACUUAGAUAUUUUAUCAGAUGUGGGACAGAUUAUUGUUUCUGGUAGCAUUACAAUUAUUUCUCGUCAGGUUGGAAAUUUAUUUUCGAGAAGCAUGAGCCUAUUGAGUAGCAGUAAAGAGUUUAUUGUCAAAAUUCCAUGCAAUCAAGAAAUGGAGUACAUAGUACUCCAUGACAGCAAGAGAAAUGCGCUUCUAUUGACUUUAAAGAUAUUGGGAUCGUCUAUUGGAAGCCAAACCCUCAAUAUCAGCACCAAUGCAUCUCUUACUCAUCUUGUCAUCACAUUUCAUCACAUUUUUGUUCUUAUGCACGAUAUAUUAUACAUGGGAAAAUAUGAUACGACAUCCGAGGAAAUCGUAUUCACAAAAGUAAAAACGCUGAUUAACCAAAAUAUUUCUGGUCUGCAUUAUACAUCUUAUUGUUACAUCAAACUUCCUCAACCAGAGGGAUUGGAAACUAUCAUGCUUACAACAAGAAACAACAAAAGUGAAAUUAUGUACAGUCACUAUCCUUUUAAGGAAUGGAAAUUAUUCUUUAUUAAAACCUGGUUGGCAGAAGCUAUUCUGAUGUCUCUUCAUUACGACGUUGAAAGAAGAAACUUUGCGCUGCAUUAUAAGAAUACAACUUCUACAAACAACAUUGAGGAAGGCAAUUCCAUCAUAUAUGUAUUUCGUCUUUCUCGAGAUUUAUUUUGUAAACCAAUAGUGUUCACUAUCAACAUCACCACUCUACAGUACAGCUAUGGUUUGUUUAAAGUGAAAGGUGAAAGAGAGGUAUGGAAAAUUUGGUUGGCUAUAGAAUUUCCUCCAAAUUUUCUUUCCACUGCAAAGCAAAUUUUUAAAAUAUGCUAAAAGGUGGGAAAUCUC